AUGCCCUUAGGGGUGUCGUCGUCUCCCAAACAACACUUCCCUUUCACGCCAUGGCCCCCCAUCUUUAAAAAAACCUCCACUCCACUCCCGAGAGAGGAAAUUCCCUUACCCUCUUCCUACUGUACUCACCCACACCACCGCCCACCCCACUCUUCUGGUCUUCCUCGCUGUCUUCUUCCCCAGCCCUCCAGUUCGAAAAUUCCCUCCCUCGCGCCCAAACUCCAAACCCUAGCCGGUCCGGCCCAGCCCCCCUCCGCCCCGCCGGCUCCCCGCGCGGAACAUGCGGGAUCUGGGCCCAUGGCGACCGGCCCCGAUCUGACCUCCCCCUCCGCCGCCGACGCCGCCGCCGCGUCGUCGGCGGCCAAGAAGGACCGCCACAUCGUCAGUUGGAGCGCCGAGGAGGAUGACGUGCUUCGUGCUCAGAUUGCGCACCAUGGAACUGACAAUUGGACAGUCAUAGCCACACAAUUCAAGGAUAAGACUGCCAGACAGUGCAGGAGGAGAUGGUACAAUUAUUUGAAUACAGAGUGCAAGAAAGGCGGGUGGUCUCGUGAAGAGGAUAUGCUUUUAUGUGAGGCUCAAAAGCUUCUUGGUAACAAAUGGACUGAAAUAGCAAAGGUUGUCUCAGGCAGAACUGAUAAUGCAGUGAAGAAUCGAUUUUCUACGUUAUGCAAAAGGCGGGCUAAGGAUGAUGAACUAUUGGAGGAAAAUGGCACAGUAUGCUCCAAUGCAAGUGCAAAGAGGGUACUGACACAAUCUGGUGGUGUCACAUGUGCUGCACCUGGCUCCUCACCACCUAUUAAGAACAUGAGCUCUUGCAAAUCCGAUUUCAAGGAGAACUUAGCACCAAAUAUGAGGUCAUUUGGACAGCAAAAGAGCAUACGACAGGAUUCUCGGCAACCCCUUGCUAGCAUUUGUCCAGACAAUCAGAGUGUGAAUAUUGUAAAAACCCAAAGUCUUGUCACUAAAACCUCAACAAAGCAAUUACAUGGCGAAGAACAGAGCUGUGUGAAGCAUGACGGUAAUUUUUUGAAAAGGAAUGAUCCAAAACUUGCUACUUUACUUCAGCAAGCUGACUUGCUUUCUUCCCUAGCAACAAAAGUAAAUACUGAAAAUACAAGCCAAAGCAUGGAUGAAGCCUGGCAGAAACUACAGCAUCAUUUGGUUAAGAAAGAUGAUAAUGACAUGUCAGAGAGCAGUAUGUCUGGAACAGCUUCACUCCUAGAUGAUCUCGACGAUUUAAUUGUUGAUCCCUAUGAGAAUGAAGAAGAAAAUGAACAGAAGUCCAGAGAGCAGAACGGAGCAACAUCACAAGUGGCUCCUGAUCAAAUAAUGGAUAAUUGCCCAGUAGAUCAAAUCGCAGAAGAAAGUAGCCUUUGUGGAAACACACUAUCUAGUACUAUGGAACCUUGCCCAGUUGCAGAAAUUCUAGCUCAUAUAAACUUGGGUGAGGCUGCCGAAGAUAUGGGGCUUCAUUUCAUGGAAUACAGUUCUCCUACUCAUGCAGCUCAAGCUCAGCAAGCUAAAGCAGAUGCAGAAAUACCAGCGUCUGUAGACUUGAGUGAGUCUGCCGAAGGUAGCUGGUCUCAGUUUAUGGAAUACACAUCUCCCGCCCAUACAGUUUUGCAUGCUAACAGUUCUCCUGCUCAUACAGUUCAAGCUCAGCAGGCUAAAGCAGAUGCAGAAAUACCAGUGUCCGUAGACUUGAGUGAGGCUGCCGAAGGUAGCUGGUCUCAGUUUAUGGAAUACACGUCUCCUGCUCAUACAGUUUUGCAUGCCGAAGGAGAUGCAGAAACACCAGCAUCUGUAAAGUUGAGUGAGGCUGCUGAAGGUAGCCUGCCUCAGUGUAUGGAACAUAUGUCUCCUGUUCAUACACUUCUGCGAGCUAAAACAGAUUCUGAAAUACCAGCAUCCGCAAACUCGAAUGAGGCUGCAGAAGGUAGCUGGUCUCAGUUUAUGGAAUACAUGUCUCCUGCUCAUAUAGUUUUACAUGCUAAAGCAGAUGCAGAAACACCAGCAUCCGUAAAUUUGGGUGAGGCUGCCGAAGGUAGCCUGCCUCAAUGUAUGGAACCCAUGUCUCCUGCUCAUACACUUCUGCGAGCUAAAACAGAUUAUGAAAUACCAGCAUCAGCAAACUUGAGUGAGGCUGCCAAAGAUGACAGUCUUCAGUGUACAGAAUACACCUCUCCUGCUCGUGCAGACUUGCAAGCUAACGCAGAUGCAGAAAUAUCAGAGGAUUUCAGUGAGGUUGCCCAAGAUAGCAGGCUUCAAUGUGCUAGAUUUACUUCCCCUGCUCGCACUGCUAUCAAAGGUAAAGCAGUUGCGAAGAAAGGAACUUCAGAGAACUGCAGCGACGUGCCCGAAGAUAGCAGCACCCAGCCAUGCAUGGAAUUCACCUCUCCUGCUCACACAGUUCCAACUUUCCAUCCAUUCACAGAUAACGUGCCAACUCCAAAAAUUACUGCCAGUGAGAGGAAUUUUUUGCUGUCUGUGCUUGAGUUGGCCUCACCUGGAUCGAAGCCAGAAACUUCUCAGCAGCCUUCUUGCAAAAGGGCUCUUCUUAAUAGCCUUUGA
Molecule: messenger RNA, 2574 nt
Organism: Triticum turgidum subsp. durum (durum wheat)
Lineage: Eukaryota; Viridiplantae; Streptophyta; Magnoliopsida; Poales; Poaceae
Source: the annotation of a GenBank genome assembly